AUGUUUCUAUUCUUUCUUACUCUUAUAGAGCUAAAUUUAUUACAGCUAAAUUUUUGGAAAUUGUCAAGAAGUAUACACGGCUUUAGUGAUGUGAUGGUACCGUCAAGUUCAAUGGAAAAAGUUAUGAAAAUGCUUACUGAUGUUGACAUUAUGCCAAAAGUUACGAUUGAAAACGUUGAAAAACUAAUUAUUGAUCGAGAAAAUCGAAACAAUCUGUAUGACAGACGACUGAAGGACGACUUUCCAAAUGUGACCAAUUAUAACUUCUAUAAAUAUGGUUCCUAUCCACAGAUGGUUGCCUGGAUGAAGAAUUUGGCUCGUCAGUAUCCAUCAUUUGUGCAGUACAUUGAGAUUGGUAAAUCGCAUGAAGGUCGUAGUAUUGCCGGACUUGAAAUUGGUGGUGGCGAUAAAACAAAACGUGUUUUUUGGAUCGAUGGUGGAAUUCAUGCUCGUGAAUGGGCCGCACCACAUACGGCGCUGUAUUUUAUUCACCAACUAACAUCUAAGUAUGGUCGAGACCCAGAAAUAACCAACUAUGUGAACCGUCUGACCUGGGUUAUCGUUCCUUGUCUAAAUCCAGAUGGAUAUGAAUUUACACGUUCAUCCACUAAGCCAAACGUAAGUGCACAAAAGUAG
Messenger RNA from Enterobius vermicularis (human pinworm), 636 nucleotides. Lineage: Eukaryota; Metazoa; Nematoda; Chromadorea; Rhabditida; Oxyuridae. The record is from the annotation of a GenBank genome assembly.